AUGGUGGCCGUGAAGAUCUUCGGUCUCCUGCUGGGGUCCCUGCUCCUGGCAGUGGUGCUGGGAGAGAAGGCGGAGGGUCACUUCUCCCUCUCCCUGCCCCUCAGAGGCCACUCUAAGGUCAGUGGCUCCCGACCUCGAGGCCCCAGGUAUGCUGAGGGGACCUUCAUCAGUGACUACAGCAUUGCCAUGGACAAGAUCCGCCAACAAGACUUUGUGAACUGGCUGCUGGCGCAGAAGGGGAAGAAGAAUGACUGGAAACACAACAUCACCCAGAGGGAGGCCGCCGGGGCCCUGGAGCUGGCCCAUCAAUCUCACAGGAAGGAGGAGGCGAGGGAGCAGCAGGGCUCCCUACCCAAGAAGCCCAGUGAUGAAGAUUUGCUCAAGGAUUUACUGAUUCGAGAGCUGCUGGCCUGGAUGGUGGAUCAGAUGGAAGUCUGCAGGCUCAGGUGGGGCUGUUGGGUGGCUUUGGGCGUCUUGCGCAGUGCUUACAAGCUUGAGCUUUGGGGCCGGACAUGGGUUCAGAUCGGCACCCCAGCACGUGCUAGCAAACUAAUAAGCCUCUCUGAACCUCAGUGUUCUCAUGAAAACAAGGCUUAUUCAGACCACUUUGUGGGAUUGUUGUCAGGUUUAAAUAAGAUAAUCCGAGGAAAGAGCGGAGAGCAACCGGGAGGAGUGAGAGUUCAGUAAUGUCAGCCAUUGUCAUUACUGCUUACCCUUGGGUCUCCUCAUCCGGGUGAGAGGCUGCGCUCACCUCCCCUGCCCACCUGAGCUAAGCUGACCAUCCUGGUCUCAGCUCUCCCUCUGUACCCUAGUCCCAUGGCCCCUGGAGUUGGAGGUAUGUUGCCCGUCUAUAGCCAUUGUUGGUCUCAUCGGUCCAUCUCACCAGCCAGAAAGUCCUUUAAUCUAUUAUGUCCCAGAAACAAGGGAUGGCUAAAUACCACGAAGGGGUCCAUCUACCUAAAGGGUGAGACAGAACACUCAUUCAAGAUGCAGACACCAAGGCUUGGAAACCAAAACACAUUUUCAGACUUUGCUGCUGGCGAGCUAGGGAGGGAUGGAGGGAACAGAUCUGGGAUGGCUUCCUGCAGAGGGCAGGAAGGGAAAGAGGAAUGUGACCAGAACCAUGGAGGAGAGUAUGAGAAAUUCUCCAUAGAGAGGUGGGUGCUUUUCAGAAUUAUUUUGCUUACUUAUAAUUAAAAAGGUAAUUGGGAGGUAGGAGCAGCUGAACCAUGGCUGGGUGCCAGGAUGAGUUUACUUUGCUGACUCCGAGUAGAUAAUGACCCUACUCUCCAAUCACUUCCCCUCCUCUUUCCACCCUCCCCAGAUUUCAGUGACUCAGACCAAACCCAGCUCAGGCCUGGACUCUGCCCUUCGCUCACUCAGGACUCAGCUCCACUCCAGGGUACCCAAGAGAAUCCAAACCAGUCAAGUUUAAGCUGAAAUAAAUCUUUGUGCCCAUUGUCAAAACUUGCUCAAAUGUCUACUUGAGCACUGUUAAUGUACGUGUGUCUGUGUGUGCAUGCCACCCAAUGAAAACGAGAUACAGGGCGCCUGGGUGGCUCAGUCGGUUGAGCGACUGCCUUCGGCUCAGGUCGUGAUCCCAGGGUCCUGGGAUCGAGUCCCACAUCGGGCUCCCUGCUCCGCAGGGAA
Messenger RNA from Mirounga angustirostris (Northern elephant seal), 1650 nucleotides. It is a transcript of the gene GIP, whose product is annotated as gastric inhibitory polypeptide. The coding region runs from base 1 to 687 and encodes 228 amino acids. The record is from RefSeq and is a predicted model, not a curated record. Gene Ontology annotation, biological process: response to glucose; regulation of insulin secretion; regulation of fatty acid biosynthetic process. The transcript is spliced from 4 exons. Gene Ontology annotation, cellular component: extracellular region. Gene Ontology annotation, molecular function: hormone activity; glucagon receptor binding. Lineage: Eukaryota; Metazoa; Chordata; Mammalia; Carnivora; Phocidae.